AUGCUUGCCGUCGGCGCAAGAAAAAGACAGCGCUACACGUUCAAAGACGAGAGCCAGCGGUUGAAAGACUACUACCGCGCAGCACUCCCCACCUCAAGCACGAGCGCAGUAGUAGCCUUCGCUGUAGACCCUGGACAGCGCUUAAACAAUAGCUUGACGACCUUGACAGGGGCUUUCAUUGGUACCGUGUCCCCCACUAUCGAUGUCAGCUACCAGCUGGCUGGAAACUUUGGGGGCUUCCUGAAUGAAGUGCCUAAGCGGCUAGGGAGGAAUGAGGCGCUGGAUGCCGCUGCAGAGGCCCUCGUGGCGGGGUACAAGAGAUACCGUAGCGGUUUUCGUGAGCCCAAUGCCGAUCUUCUGAUCAAGCAUUCGCGAGCCUUGACUGCUUUGCACCGAUGUAUCGAUGUCCCUGCCAAAGCGAAGACCCCGGAGACGCUAUGUGCGGUCAUGAUGCUGCCCAUCUGCGAGCUUUUUAUGGGCGCCAAUAAGGCCCCUGCCAUGCAUUAUCGAGGCGCCAUUCAGUUCCUCAAUGAUCGCAGGUCUCAAAAUCCGAGUGACGACCUCGAGCGCGUGGUCUUGUCCGCGCUGAGAGGUCCAGCCCUCGUCGAAGCCCUAGUUGGCUCGGAUAUGCGCCAUAAUCGCCGAGAAUGGAAGAGCCUCGUUAUUACGGGCGUCUCAAAUGGCCCAACAGAUACCGCUCUCAUGAACCAGCUCGCCCGCCUGACACACGUGGUCUCCUCGUGCCGCGAAGUUCUCCGUCCGGAGAGCCAAAAACCCAGUCCAAACCCCCAUGAGGUCCUUCUGGAGCUCUACUGCGUCCAAAGUACUUUCAUCCCCAUCCUCAACGACCUGCGCAAUCGCUGGCAACAACGAAAUAAGUCGCGAACAUCUGCCGAUGGUGCACAACUCACUCUAGAGGCCCGACGCUCGCACUGCUACGCUCUCCGAACCCUUGCCUCCGCGCUCUCACUCAACCUCAUCCUCAACAAUCAACAAACCCUGCUCCAAGGUCCAUCGGCCGCCGUCAAGCAGCACUCAGCACAGCUGGCAAGCGAAAUUUUGGAAUUAGCGGAGCAAGCGGACAUUUAUCGGCCCCUGGGAAGUUUGGCCAUGUGCCUCUUCCUAAACGCUGCGUCGGUUGGCGCGGGAGAUCAAGAAACUAGAGAGAGGAUCCUAAGAAAGGAGACGGAGCUUUGUAAAGAUGUGUGGGGUGAAGAUGUGAUGUUUGAGGUUUUGACGGGAAAUAUGAGUUACGGGACAAAGACGGGACAGAGAGGAGACCCAUCGGGUCAUUGGUCGAGAUAG
This is a messenger RNA of Bacidia gigantensis, 1305 nucleotides long. RefSeq lists its product as uncharacterized. The record is from RefSeq and is a predicted model, not a curated record. Bases 1 to 1305 code for a protein of 434 amino acids. NCBI's taxonomy places the organism in Eukaryota, Fungi, Ascomycota, Lecanoromycetes, Lecanorales, Ramalinaceae. The transcript is spliced from 4 exons.